GCCGCGCGUCGUCGAGAAAAGGCCGCCGCAGAACAGAGAGCCCUGGCUGAAGCAGUUGCACAGAGUCGGUUGACUUACCAGAUAUCUUCUACUGGUGUUGAAUUCGCCCAACUGGCCGAAGUCCUUGACAAACGGAACCUCGUCCUGCAUAAGCGUGACCUCUCAACCCUCCUCUGGGACGCCUGUAGGCGGUUUGAUGUGCCCUGCGACACUGAUUCCCCACCGAAGCACAACCUGCGAAAGCUCGCGGUUGCUGUAAUGAGGCAGCGGCCUGAGGAAUUUCUGCCCUUUAUGUAUGACACUACCGCCACUGCCGAUUCCAAGGAAACAUCUUCAGAUGAUGUCCUCGAGACCUACUUGACGGACUUGGCAAAGCCUGGAGCUUGGGGCGGUCAUCUUGAGGGGUUCGUGGUUGGGUUAAAUAGGACGGUUUUCAUCUUGGCCAAGACUCCACUUGCCAUUCACAUCGUAGCGAAUCCUGGCAUAAACUUUCAACGAUGCAAAUUUAUCCUUUUUCUUGAUUUUGGUUCAGCCCAGAACACAGCCGACGAAGGUGCUCUUUUGAAAGGCGCUGAAAAUUCAUGA
Messenger RNA from Dibothriocephalus latus, 585 nucleotides. Lineage: Eukaryota; Metazoa; Platyhelminthes; Cestoda; Diphyllobothriidea; Diphyllobothriidae. The record is from the annotation of a GenBank genome assembly.